Molecule: messenger RNA, 1624 nt
Organism: Myxozyma melibiosi
Lineage: Eukaryota; Fungi; Ascomycota; Lipomycetes; Lipomycetales; Lipomycetaceae
Exons: 3
Coding region: 37-1275 (412 amino acids)
Biological process (GO): tRNA wobble position uridine thiolation
Cellular component (GO): cytosol
Molecular function (GO): tRNA binding; sulfurtransferase activity
Source: RefSeq, a predicted model, not a curated record
CAGUGCUCUCGGAAGAAACCAGUCGAGCAUCUGACGAUGACCGCGCAGCUGUGUAAACGGUGCUCGGCCGCCGAGGCGGUUUUUGUCUCUCGCAAGGAGCCAUUCUGCAGGCCCUGCUUCGUGCGCUACAUCCGCGGCAAAGAGCGCAAGCAGAUGGCUCCCUACAAAGUAACCUACCCCCCGCGCUCCUCCUCGCCAACCCCGCCCGUGCGUCUACUUCUUGCGCUUUCUCUUGGCGCGUCGUCAGUUGCUCUGCUUGAGAUGCUCGUCGAGCAUCUGCGCGAUCAGAUUGAGACCCACCGCGGCGCAACCGGGUUCGCCGUCACCGCCGUGCACGUCGACUGCUCGUCCGUCAGUGCGUACUCGCGGUCUCCGGCAGCGGCGAUUGACGAGCUCAGAGACAAGUUUGGCGACAUCUGCACUUUUGAUAUCAUCCCCCUAGACGACUUCUUGCUCAACAGCAGCGACGAGUUGGGCGUAUUCUCGCACGGUCCUGAUCUUGAAUCGUACUCAUUCACCUCUCCGGCCGCCGCCGACGACACAGAAGCGCUUCCGCAUACAGUCAAAUCCGAUAUCCUCGACAAAGUCCGCGACCGGACAUCCAAACGCGAUCUCCUCUCGACCAUCAUCAAAACGCUUGUCGUCUGCGCCGCUGUCAAACACGAUUCGCCCACGCUCCUCUUUGGCGACACAAUGUCCCGUCUGGCCGAGCGCGUCCUCAGUCUAACCGCCAAAGGCCGCGGCGCCUCGAUCCCCGCUUCCAUAAGCGACAACUACUCCAUCAGUGAAUCCGUCGUGCAGCUCUUCCCGAUGCGUGAGAUCAUGCGCGCCGAAGCGGGCGAGUAUGCGGCGAUGCAGGGGUUUGCAGAGUACAUUAUCAAACCGGCCGUCACGCCGGCUGCGGUUCUUCGCAUGAUGACGAUCGACGAUUUGCUCGUCAACUAUUUCCGCGAGAUCGAGGCCGGGUUCCCGAGUAUUGUCUCGACCGUGGUGCGCACCGCGGAUAAGUUGAAAGACACGACGGCCGAGAUGGAUAUGGCUUGUGCUAUCUGCGGUGUAAAGUGCGCGUCUGAGCCGGAGAAGUGGCUGCAGAAUAUUACUGUCAAUACUUCAGCUGUCGAGAAUCCCCAAGAACCCUCGGACAGCGACACACUUACCAAGGACAAAGACAUUUUGUGCUACGGGUGUCUGGUGGCUACAAAAUCUGCAUCAUUUACGUGGCCCUGUCCGCCGCGGAGUACCAAAGAAGAAAUCAUAAGUCAAUAUGAAUUAUAAACAACACCUUCAGGACGAAGUGAACACAACACCAAUCCUAUCGCCUCACUCCAGUCUCAACAUCAUAAUCACCACCCUCAACAUUCCGCAUUCCGCUUUGCUGCGCGUUCGUGCCACUACUCCCACCGCCGUUGUCACGGUCUCCCGAUCCCCAGCCGAACCAACUAGAGGAUUGGGGCUGCGCGGUGUUAGUGGAUUCCGGAUUGGUCGAUGAGCCGACUGGAGCCGUCGUGUUCGGACGCAUGCUAUAAUGUCGCAUUAUCCUAGGCGUUAGAAUUUCUCUACAAUUUUUUUUCUCAGUCAAUAGAAAAACACUAGUAGCUCACCUUUAAAUUAUGCUGUCCGACCU